Micropterus dolomieu (smallmouth bass) is the source of this 1127-nucleotide messenger RNA. It is a transcript of the gene fabp2, whose product is annotated as fatty acid binding protein 2, intestinal. Gene Ontology annotation, cellular component: cytosol; nucleus. Lineage: Eukaryota; Metazoa; Chordata; Actinopteri; Centrarchiformes; Centrarchidae. The coding region runs from base 543 to 941 and encodes 132 amino acids. Gene Ontology annotation, biological process: fatty acid transport. The transcript has 6 exons. The record is from RefSeq and is a predicted model, not a curated record. Gene Ontology annotation, molecular function: fatty acid binding.
UAGUUGUUUUUCACUCGACAUUGUUCAGUCACAGUCGGGCAAGCAACCAAGACUGGGACAGACAAGAGAUGCACGGCAGCUGCACAUAUAGGCUAGCCUAUGAUCUGGUGACAUCAGACUUGGAGAGGAGAGAACACAUGUUUACCUGACUGCUGUUCCCGCACUUCCCUCUCAUUGAGUUUUUUUUUCUCUUUUCCUGCCUAGAAGAAGUCCGUCCUUAUCCUCUCAUCAAAAUUGUAGCCGAUACAUUCGCGUUCUCCUUUGACAGCUCUGCGCUGGACUGUCGCUGCGUUUGCCGGUGUCGCAUCAGCUGGCUGAAGUUGAUCCAGCGCCGAGUCGGCUUUAUCAGUUUAACAUUUGUUUUUCAGUGCUGCUCAACUCAGGUGCGCUGCAUGCUACUAAUACCAAUGUAACGAGGUCUCAUGCAGAAUAUAACGAGGAAGGCGCUUUUCACACUCAGACAGUUCAAACUUUGCAGGGUUUGGUCUGAGGACCUCAGGGUAUGCACAGGUUGAGUCGUCCAGUUUACCCUCACUGCCACCAUGACCUUCAACGGCACCUGGAAAAUUGAUCGCAGUGAUAACUAUGAGAAAUUCAUGGAACAAAUGGGAAUUAACAUGGUGAAGAGGAAGCUGGCUGCUCACGACAACCUCAAGAUAACCAUCGAACAGACUGGAGACAAGUUUCACGUCAAGGAGAGCAGUAAUUUCCGCAACCUGGAAAUAGAUUUCACCCUGGGGGUCAUCUUUGAGUACAGCCUUGCAGAUGGAACAGAACUAAAAGGCUCCUGGGACAUGGAGGGAGACAUGUUGAAGGGGGUUUUCAACAGAAAGGACAAUGGAAAAGUACUGACAACAACCAGAAUUGUCCAAGGAGAUGAACUUAUACAGAGCUACAACUAUGAAGGUGUGGACGCAAAGAGGAUUUUCAAGAGGGGUUAGAUCCAACUGAUCACCAGAACUUUAAUGUGACAUGUUUAACUUCAGGAUUACUUACAGUAGUGUGUUGAAUUACCAACUAAUUAUACCAAUACAGCCUUUGAAAAGUGUGCAACUUGCCUGUACAGUGUAUGAAUCAGUUUUGAAUUGCACGGGAUUUUGAUACUUGCAGUAAUAAAGCCAUACUGU